UGUAGAAGAGUUUUAAAGGGCUCACACCUGUUUUCUUCGAGAAGUGCCCAGCGGCCAGCGACAACUGUGUGCCUUAGGACUCGUAAAAAUAUUAAAAUAAGUACCAUCUGAACUUUAAAAGAAAGCAUUGAUGCUCUUCCUUUUGGGAACCACCGACGAAAUAGAGAGCCCCAGUGAGUGCUUGAGUACACCUUACUGAAUUACCAAUAUUUGAUACCAAAAACACCCACCCACCCACCCACCCACCCACGCACUCACUCUCUCUCUAUCUAUGUGUAUACUCUUUCCUUUGAAUCGGAGAGUCUGCAUCAAUAAAUCGUCGAAGAAGAAGAUGAAAUUGUCAAAUGGGUAAUACUAUGUAUAAGUGGCUGAAACGUACUCUUACUUAUCCUUCUCCUUCAACCAAUAGGGUCGAUGGCAGCAGAGAAAGAUCCGUGGGAAGCAGCAGGAAUUUGAGUUUGAGUAGUGAACCAAUUUCCACACCCAUAACAAGAAGCAGUAUGUCUGCAGAAGAAGAAAAACCUAAGAAUCCUUCCUUUACCUUGCCUUUACAACCUUCCAAUCCCCCACAAGCUUCUAAUAUUCCUUCGUCUUCUUCGGAAACCGGUAAGAAGAAAAACAAGUACCACUACAUCCCGGACAAUUUCAGCACUCUCGAUCAGGUUACUGCGGCCUUGAGAGAGUCAGGAUUAGAGUCGUCAAAUCUUAUUCUUGGAAUAGAUUUCACUAAAAGUAACGAAUGGACAGGCAAAGUUUCAUUCAACAAUAGGAGCCUGCAUGCCAUUGGUGAUACACCUAAUCCAUACGAGAAAGCCAUAUCUAUUAUUGGGAAAACUUUGGCUCCUUUCGAUGAAGACAACUUAAUUCCUUGUUUUGGGUUUGGUGAUGCGACUACCCAUGAUCAAGAAGUCUUUAGCUUUCACAAUGAUCAUUCACCUUGUCAUGGCUUUGAAGAAGUUUUAGCUUGCUAUAGGAAGAUAGUUCCAAACUUGCAACUGUCAGGGCCAACAUCUUACGGACCGGUAGUAGAGGCUGCAAUAGACAUAGUGGAGAAAAGUGGUGGGCAGUACCAUGUUUUGGUUCUCAUAGCAGAUGGACAGGUUACAAGAAGCGUCAAUACAAGCGAUCGUGAACUCAGCCCACAAGAGGAGCAAACAAUUAAAGCAGUUGUCAAUGCAAGUUUUCAUCCUCUCUCAAUUGUUCUUAUUGGUGUUGGAGAUGGACCCUGGGAAGACAUGAGGAAGUUUGAUGACAAGAUCCCUUCUCGUGAUUUUGAUAAUUUUCAGUUUGUUAACUUUACAGACAUUAUGUCUAAAAGUUCAACUCCCGCUGAAAAAGAAGCUGCAUUUGCUCUUGCUGCCCUCAUGGAGAUCCCCAUCCAAUAUAAAGCAGCCGUUGAACUUGGUAUACUAGGACGCACAACGGGGAAAGCAAGAAAAAUAGUUCCACGCCCUCCUCCAGUUCCGUACAGUCGGCUUGCAGCACCUCCAUCCUGGCAGCCAAGCAACCCUUCAGCGCCUUCGUCAGAUGACCGAAGCCAGGUCUGCCCAAUUUGCCUGACAAACUCCAAGGAUUUGGCCUUUCAAUGUGGACACCUGACUUGUAGAGAUUGUGGUUCAAGAUUGUCCAACUGCCCCAUAUGCCGCCAACGGAUCAGCAAUCGUCUCAGGGUGUAUACGGGGUGAUUGAAGCUGGAGAACCAGACAUAAUUACCGACUUUUGUGCAAGUGUCUCAGCAUAAUGAUCUGCUUUCAGUCACUUACGGCUGAACAUGGAACAUGUGAAUGUGCACAAGUUAAAAUGUGGCUUACCUUGUACAGUAUUUGUCCAUGUUGUAUGUUCUCUUAGUUCUUAGCUGAAUUUAUAUUUUCGGUUUUCCAUGAAAAAUCCAGUGGUUGUGAUUUCACGGUCGUGUACUUCAAGAAAUUAUUGAAAUUAUUGCCUGUGAUUGUCACCCUUGUGAGAGCAACCUUAGUUUCUCUGUUUCACGUGAGUAAAAUGUUGGAUUCUGUCA
Messenger RNA from Cornus florida, 2014 nucleotides. RefSeq names its product E3 ubiquitin-protein ligase RGLG4. The record is from RefSeq and is a predicted model, not a curated record. The transcript is spliced from 11 exons. Bases 345 to 1685 code for a protein of 446 amino acids. Lineage: Eukaryota; Viridiplantae; Streptophyta; Magnoliopsida; Cornales; Cornaceae.